This is a messenger RNA of Melanaphis sacchari, 2274 nucleotides long. RefSeq lists its product as uncharacterized. Gene Ontology annotation, biological process: DNA integration. Bases 1 to 2274 code for a protein of 757 amino acids. NCBI's taxonomy places the organism in Eukaryota, Metazoa, Arthropoda, Insecta, Hemiptera, Aphididae. The transcript has 2 exons. Gene Ontology annotation, molecular function: nucleic acid binding. The record is from RefSeq and is a predicted model, not a curated record.
AUGGCUCAGCAGCGUUUUUACAAUUUAGAACAUAAACUAUUGAAAAACCCAACACUUGCUUCGGAUUACAAGAAAUUCAUGAAGGAGUAUCUCGACUUGGGUCAUAUGGAGGUUGCUCAAGGUACUAUUGGUUCCACAUAUUACUUACCGCAUCAUUCAGUAUUCAAACAUAGCAGCCUAACUACAAAAAUGCGUGUAGUCUUUGAUGGUUCUGCUAUAUCUAAGUCUGGUCACAGUCUCAAUGACAUACUAUUGUGUGGACCUACUGUACAACUCGACCCAGCGUGCCAUCCAAGAAGAUUUUAUGUUGGCGACUUGCUCAGUGGUGGUCAAAAUGAAAGUGAAUGCCAUGACCUUUUUCAAAAUUUAUCUGAUGAACUUAACAAGGCUGGCCUACCUCUUCGAAAGUGGUGUUCAAAUUCAAGUUCAGUCAUGUCAAAAAUGUCGAUUCCUGAAAAUGAUCCUACUUAUUUAUUAUCAAUUAAUGAUGAGGAAACUAUCAGCACACUCGGUCUCACUUGGCAACCGAGCACUGACUGUUUUAAAUUUGUAUUUAAGGAUUUGUCAAGACCUAUGCAUAUGACAAAGCGAACACUACUUUCCAACGUAAACAGUGUGUAUGAUCCAGUAGGCUUCCUAACUCCUGUCCUAAUAAGAGGUAAAAUGUUCAUGCAACAACUGUGGUCAUCAAAAUUAAAUUGGGACACACCACUAUCUACUGAGAUGCAAAACAAAUGGACAAAUUUUUAUCAAGGCCUCAAGUGUUUAGAGCAGCUGUCAAUCCCACGCUGUGUUCCAUUUGAUAGCACUGCAGCAAUGGAACUCCAUAGUUUCUGUGAUGCAUCACAGAAUGUUUUUGGUGCUUGCAUUUAUCUUAGGUCAGCUGUCACAUUACAAUGCCAAUUAUACUGUUCUAAAUCUAGAGUAGCUCCACUAAAGGCCAGUACAAUUCCGCGCUUAGAGCUUUGCGGAGCACUUCUAUUGGCAGAAUUGGCCAACAUGGUUAAGAGAGAACUGGACCGUAUCAACAUUCAUUGUAACUCCAAUAAUGUCAUCUUAUGGACUGAUUCAUCUAUUGUCAUAUCUUGGAUCAAUAGUGACAAACCACUCAAGUCUUAUGUAUCAAACAGAAUAGCACAAAUACUGGACCUAACUCAUCCCUCUCACUGGCGUCAUGUACCAACAAAUAGCAACCCUGCUGAUGUAAUUUCGCGUGGGUGCUCUGCUGAAUCAUUAUCAACAAACAAGGUUUGGUGGAAUAGUCCUGAGUGGUUGAGUCAGACCAAAGACCUUUGGCCAUCCAAUAAUGUUACCAUCACUGAGUUACCUGAGAUCAAAAUAGUUCGACCGGUUCUCAUACUAAAUUGCUCAUCAGAUAAUGAAUUAGAAGAAAGAUUUUCAUCUUGGUCCACAAUGAUCCGCAUAACAGCAUAUAUCCUAAGAUUCUGUUACAAUGCUCAUACCAAGGUGGUUUCCAACCGGCGAUCUACAUCCUUAAGUGUGACUGAAUUAGCUUAUGCCGAAAAGGUAUUAUUGCGAAAGGUGCAGUCCAUAUCAUUUGCCUCAGAUUUAAUAGAGCUUAAGGCUAACAGGCCAGUUGGACGUCGUAGCGCAUUGCGGACAUUGAAUCCUUUUAUUGAUGCUGAUGGUCUACUGCGGGUUGGUGGUCGACUUAUAAAUGCUGAUAUUGUCUACACCAGCAAAUGCCCAAUUUUGCUACCAGCUAAGUCCAAAACCACCCAACUAAUUUUUAAAUAUGAACAUAAGCGUUUAAUUCACAUUGGCCCUCAAGGAUUGUUAGCUAACAUUCAUCUUCGCUAUUGGCCAAUUCGUGGCCGAAUUAUUGCAAGACAAACUAUCAGGCGCUGUAUACUUUGUUUCCGCUCUACUCCAUCUUUAACUGUUCCGUUCAUGGCACCACUUCCUCGGGAAAGAGUUAACAUUGAGCGUCCAUUUGCUAGAUCUGGUGUUGAUUUUUGUGGACCAAUUUUAAUUAAAAGUGACAUACGUAGAGUAUUGAACAUUAAGUGCUAUGUUGCAGUGUUUGUCUGCUUUGUGACUCGCGCUGUCCACUUAGAGCUGGUUAGUGGACUUACUACUGAAGCCUUCUUAGCGUCUCUCAUGCGAUUCCUAUCUCGUCGAGGCUAUUGCAGUCAUAUCUAUAGUGACAAUGGCACAAACUUUGUCGGUGCCAACAAAAUCCUUCAUUCAUAUUUUUUACCAACCAAGGGAAAACGCUCCAUUGAAGACUCCCUCUCAGACCUCAAGAUUUAA